This is a messenger RNA of Peromyscus californicus insignis, 307 nucleotides long. Its product is annotated as NADH dehydrogenase [ubiquinone] 1 alpha subcomplex subunit 3-like. Gene Ontology annotation, cellular component: mitochondrial inner membrane. Lineage: Eukaryota; Metazoa; Chordata; Mammalia; Rodentia; Cricetidae. The transcript is spliced from 2 exons. The record is from RefSeq and is a predicted model, not a curated record. Bases 1 to 288 code for a protein of 95 amino acids.
AUGGCCCUUGGGUCGGGCUUGGAGCAAACAUUCUCGCGGCUAGUGGUGUCCUUCUCUAUCUGGGGUCUCGCUGUAAUUAUGCCCAUAAUCAGCCCCUAUACCAAGUAUUCUGGCAUGAUCAACAGGGCCACACCCUAUGUCUACCCAGUGCCUGUACGAGAUAAUGGGAACAUGCCGGAUGUGCCCAGCCACCCCCAGGACCCUCAGGGCCCAAAUCUGGAAUGGCUGAAGAACCUGUGGAUACUCCUGCUGAUGGAAGAGGCCCCCUUCCCUGUUGCCCCCCAAUAAAAAUGUGAAAACCAACCAA